This is a messenger RNA of Antechinus flavipes (yellow-footed antechinus), 2222 nucleotides long. RefSeq names its product calaxin (gene CLXN). Lineage: Eukaryota; Metazoa; Chordata; Mammalia; Dasyuromorphia; Dasyuridae. Bases 289 to 1116 code for a protein of 275 amino acids. The record is from RefSeq and is a predicted model, not a curated record. Gene Ontology annotation, molecular function: calcium ion binding. The transcript has 6 exons.
AACACUUAUCUUCCUGUGAACCAAUAGCAGCCUGGUCCUUGAGCCGGUUGCCAUGGUCACGUUGUGUGUUUGGAGUAGGGCGGGGCAGGCAAUGGGGCGGAUCGGGUUUAGGCAGGUAGGCCGGCAAGGUGGAGAAGGGGCAGGGAAGUGUUGGAGAAGGGGCCAUCCUGCAGGUUUGUGGACCACCACACCAGAGGGGAUCGGGUGGGAGCCUCCAGGUGACUCCGGAGAAUUCGCAGUGAAAUUACCAUCGAGAGACCAACAGCUCUCUCCUCACCCGGCCCGACAAUGUAUCCUGGGAACCGUAGGAGAAUGCAGAAGCUAGCGGAGUCCAUGAGUAAAACCUCCAAGCAUUUUAACAAACAUGAAAUAGAGUGCCUCAUAAAACAUUUUCAUACCUUGCUGGAAGAAACAAUUGAAAAACAAGGUACCACUGGGAUAGAUCGCAAUGCCUUUCGAAACAUCCUGCACACUAUAUUUGGAAUGACUGAUGACAUGAUUAUGGACAGGGUAUUUCGUGCUUUUGACAGAGACAAUGAUGGAUUUGUGAAUGUGACAGAGUGGGUAGCAGGAUUAUGUGUGUUUCUACGAGGGAGUCUGGAAGAAAAAAUGAAAUACUGUUUUGACGUGUAUGAUUUGAAUGCUGAUGGUUUCAUUUCACGAGAGGAAAUGUUUCACAUGCUGAAAAACAGCCUUCUCAAGCAACCAAGUGAAGAAGAUCCAGAUGAAGGGAUUAAAGAUUUAGUUGAUAUAACACUUAAAAAGAUGGAUCAUGACCAUGAUGGGAAGCUAUCUUUUGCAGACUAUGAAAUGUCUGUAAGAGAAGAAGCUCUUUUGUUAGAAGCAUUUGGUCCAUGUUUACCGGAAUCAAAGGUUCCUUGGGAGAUAAAAAUGAUCUGGUACUCCCAUCUCUUUGAAGACUUGCCAAAUUUCAUUGUGAUCCAUACAAUCAAAGAUUUUAAUAUAGUCAAUGAAGCAGAAGCAGAUAUUUGUUUUGGUUUGAUUUUUUUGUCAGGAACUCCCUUGUUUUCUCCAAUUCAGGGAAUGUUGGCAAUCUGGUCUCUAGUUUCUCUACCUCUUCAAACACCAGUCUCAUCUUCCUGGGUUCAAAUCUGACCUCAGAUCCUUACUAGCUGAGUGACCCUAGGCAAGUCACUUAAUCAUAAUUACCUCAGUUUUCUAAUCUAUAAAAUGAGCUGGAGAGGGAAAAAGCAAACUACAUCAAUAUUUUUGACAAGAAAACCCCAAAUGGGGUCAUGAAGAGUUGAACAAAACUGAAAUGACUGAACAGCAACCACCACAAAUACAGGAUACAUCCAAAAUAAAUGAAUGGUAAUUUGGCAGAGGUCCUAAUUACUAGUGGAUUCAGGAAAGACUUCCUUAAGAGGGUGGCAAAAAAGUUGAGUCUUCAAGGGAGUUGGGUAUUUCAAGAGACAGAGAUGAAAGAAGAGAAGAUAUUUUAGGCAUUAGGAAUGGUUUGUACAAAAGUAUAGAGCUAAAAAAUGGAGUUUUUGCAUGUGAGAAACAGAAAGAAAGCAAGUUGGUAGGAACAUAAAUGGAGAGAUUUAUAGUGUAAUCAGCCUGAAAAGAUAAAAGCAUAGCCAAAUUACAUCUUUUAAAUAAAAGCAAGGCAGUUUUUAUUGUAUUUUAAAUGCAUUAAGGAACCAUUGAACAAAAGUGAUACUAUCAGACAGAGCAAUUCAAGGCUGAGAUUUAGAAAAUGAUUAACAGUGAUAGAACAAUGUGGAAAGGGAUACAGUGACUUCCACUCUGAAAUAGAGUGAUCUUAGAUUUCUCUCAUAUUUCCCAAGAAUCUAAAAAGAUAUACUUCAUCCACUAUUUAGUACCUUGUUAAUAAGCAUUGUAAAGAAAUUAAUCUUUGGAUGUAGACAGAAUUACUUGUAGACAAUUGUAUGUUAUUACUUUUAAAUUAUUCACAACAGAUAAUAAGAUCAUUGUCUUAUAAUAUGGAAUAGACUUCUUAAUAUUUAUGUACUUUCUCCCACCAGUUCAAUAGAUUUUUCCCUCUGUAGCUUCCUAAUUUCCCCCAUUUCCCUAAUUGUCCUACCUUUCUUAAAAGGAUUAAAAUAUUUUAAUUGUUUUACUCUUUUUGAAAAAGUUUUUUAAUUAGACUUAUGACUAAGUCAUCAAUUGAAAUGGGCCACUUUAAGAAUCCUAUUAGAGGUUAGUGUAAACUAUAUCUAAUUUUUUUCACUUUUAUU